Messenger RNA from Symbiodinium sp. CCMP2456, 1275 nucleotides. Lineage: Eukaryota; Dinophyceae; Suessiales; Symbiodiniaceae. The record is from the annotation of a GenBank genome assembly.
AUGGACGUCGAAGAUCUGCGACGCGUCGGCUUGUUAGAGCAUUGGGAGGCACUGGACCGUAUUGCCUCAGCACCGCUGCCGGCAGAGGAUGUGGAGGAAGUGCUGGAAGCGACCGAUGAUGUCACGCGCUCGCGCUGGAGCCCCGAAGGGCUGGCGGAGCAGCUCCGCCUCCUGCCUGUGGCGGGCCUCUUUCCAGAUCUCUGUGCAGAGGUGGUGGAGAUUUUGGGGCGUUGGUACAAGCGCUUUAACCUGAAAACCUGGAGCCGCAUCGUCAAGGUCUGCAAGGGUUCCGCCCAUCAGGUGCCAUGUGUGCUCAAAGAGCUGAACGAAAGCGCUCCUGUCAUUGAGAAAGUGCGGAGAUGGGUCGAUUCCCUGCCAGCCACGGCCCCGAAGGCCUGUAUCGUUGACUUGGGUGCAGGCUUCGGAUUCCUGUCGAUGCUCUUGGCCGAGCUGCUGCCUCCGGAGCGCGUGGCGAAGUUCUUCCUCCUUGACAUGACAUACCCCAACUUGGGAGUGGGAAACUCCAGCGGCUCCACCUCCAUCGAGCACCUUAAGGGGGGCUGGAAGAUACCCAUGUACACUCUGAAGGUGGACCUCAAAAAGAAGACGACCCUCAACCAGCUUGCUGCGCGCGUCUUUCGAGCACCCGUCUCGGAGGCGGAUCCUCGAUGGGCGCCAGUGUAUGCAUGCGGCAUCCACCUGUGCAAUACACUGGGGAUUCGUGCUGCGCAGCUCUUUAACGAGAACGUCGAUGUCCGUGGUUUUGCUUUCGUACCGUGCUGCUUUCCGACGUCGCGGCACCUCACGCAGGACGUCAUUUACCAGCUGGGCGAACAUCAGUUUGCAGCGAGAGACUUCCUGGAUGCAAAAACGAUGCCCUCGAACAACGACCGCUUUUCUCGUUGGGCAGAGCACAUCCUGGAGGGCAUCGAUCCCGGACCCAGUGGUUUCAAAGGCCUAGAGCGGCACCGGCUUGUCCGGCCACGUCGGGGCAUGUUCGCACAGGACAUUUACAUCUUCGCAGAGCGGCCGCUCGAGGCCUGCCUCGGGUCCCCUGCGGGGCCCUUACCCUUGCCCCGCGCGCUGCCUGGGCCUGGGAUGGCCGACGAGAGCAGGGAGCAGCGGGGCAAGGCUGUGGUGAUUUGGGCCAAGUACGGACACGGCAAAGGAUACGGCAAAGCCCGAAAGCGCGAAGCCUGCGAAGCCGAAAAGGUGCAGCGUCAUCUUUGUCGGUUUGAGGCUUGUGCUCCAGGGCUGGAUGAUCUCCACUAUUAG